Morus notabilis is the source of this 5589-nucleotide messenger RNA. RefSeq names its product transcription elongation factor SPT6 homolog. Lineage: Eukaryota; Viridiplantae; Streptophyta; Magnoliopsida; Rosales; Moraceae. The transcript is spliced from 17 exons. Gene Ontology annotation, biological process: mRNA transcription by RNA polymerase II; positive regulation of transcription elongation by RNA polymerase II; transcription elongation-coupled chromatin remodeling. Gene Ontology annotation, molecular function: nucleosome binding; nucleic acid binding; histone binding. The record is from RefSeq and is a predicted model, not a curated record. The coding region runs from base 273 to 5189 and encodes 1638 amino acids. Gene Ontology annotation, cellular component: transcription elongation factor complex.
AAGAAAAAAAAGAAAAAGAAAACAUUUACGCCUAAGAGCCUGCGACUCGAACCGCCUCUCUCUCUCUUUCUCUCUUUCUCUCUCUCUGUCUCUCUUCUUUCUCAACGUCGUAGAGGCAUUUCAAUUUCAUAUUGUUCUCUCCACGUUCUUUCUCACUCAGAAAAUCUCAAAGAGAAAGACAAAAAGCAUUUCUCUCGUGUUGCUCUCUCCUCAUCUCUCCCCCAAAUCCUCACUCUGCGUUUCCCUUUUGCCCUAAUCCCUUCCCUCACGCCAUGGGCAAAGCCGUCGUCUCAGACGAAGAAGAUGAGGUCGAGCUCGAGGACGAAGAGAGGGAACCCGUUGAUGGCGACGCGGGAGACGACCGAGACGUUGAUGACGACGAGGGAGAUGAGGAAGACGAAGAAGGGCAGGAUGAAUAUGAGAAGGAUGGUUUUAUAGUGGAUGAUGUUGAUGAAGAGGAGCCGGAUGAAGAGGAAGAGAGGGUUGACAGUGAUGAGGAGCGACAGAAGAAGAAAAAAAGAAAGAAAAAGGAGGAAUAUGUCCUUGAUGAAGAUGACUAUGAGCUCCUUGAAUACAACAAUGUCAUUCCUCGCAGGAAGGAUAAAAAGUUUAAACGGCUGAAGAAAGCUCAGAGGCAGAAUGCAGAGGAGUCUUCUGGUUUUUCUGAUGAGGAGGAGUUUAGUCGAAGUGGUAAAAGUGGACGAACUGCAGAGGAAAAGCUUAAGCGCAGUUUAUUUGGCGAUGAUCAUGAAGCUCUGCUUGAGGACAUUGCUGAAGAGGAAGAACAGGUAGAAGAGGAAGAUGAUGGAGAAAUUGGUGAAGAGGAUGAAAUGGCAGACUUUAUUGUGGAUGAAGAAUACGAUGAAUCUGCUGUGAGGCAGAGGAAGCUGAAGAGGAAGAAAUCUAGGCAGGCACCUGGAGUUUCUUCGUUUGCUUUGCAGGAAGCUCAUGAAAUAUUUGGUGACGCUGACGAACUUAUACACCUUAGGAAGCAAGAAAUAGAUUCUAGUGAAUGGAGGGAAAGGAGACUCGAAGAUGAGUUUGAACCCAUUGUUCUAUCUGAAAAGUAUAUGACAGAGAAAGACGACCAGAUUCGGGAACUUGAUAUUCCCGAAAGAAUGCAGAUAUCUGAGGAAAGCACCGGGCCUCCUCCGUUGGAUGAAAUCAGCAUCGAGGAUGAGAGUAAUUGGAUAUAUAAUCAACUUGCUUCUGGUUCAAUACCUUUGUUUGGAAGAGGUUUAGGAAAUAACAAGGAAGGACAGGAUUUGUCUGUUAACAGGGAUGACAUCAUCAGAUUUUUGGAUCUUCAUCAUGUGCAGAAGUUAGAUAUACCUUUUAUUGCCAUGUACCGGAAAGAGGAGUGUUUGAGUUUAUUGAAGGACCCUGAAGAUGACAAUAAGGAUAAAUCUGAGAGAACACCGACUCUGAAGUGGCACAAGGUACUAUGGGCCAUUCAGGACUUGGAUAGAAAGUGGCUGCUCCUUCAAAAACGGAAGAAUGCACUCCAGAUGUAUUACAAUAAGCGAUUCGAAGAAGAAUCUCGGCGUAUUUAUGAUGAGUCAAGACUUGCAUUAAAUCAGCAAACUUUUGAGUCAAUUAUGAAGUCACUUAAAGCUGCAGAAACAGAAAGAGAAGUUGAUGAUGUUGACUCCAAGUUUAACUUGCAUUUCCCUCCUGGUGAGGCUGGUGUUGAUGAAGGGCAAUACAAGCGGCCCACUAGGAAAUCACAUUAUACUACCUGCAGCAAGGCUGGCUUGUAUGAUGUUGCCAGCAAGUUUGGUUAUAACUCUGAGCAAUUUGGAUUGCAGUUGUCACUGGAAAAGAUGAGGAUGGAUGAAUUGGAGGAUGCUAAGGAGACACCAGAAGAGAUGGCUUCUAGCUAUACAUGUGCAAUGUUCAAUUCACCUCAAUCGGUUCUCAAAGGGGCCAGGCACAUGGCGGCUCUUGAAAUUAGUUGUGAGCCAUGUGUCAGGAAAUAUGUUAGAAGCAACUAUAUGGAUAAUGUUGUGAUAUCAACUAGUCCAACACCUGAUGGGAAAGUUGCAAUAGAUUCUUUUCACCAGUUUGCUGCGGUGAAGUGGUUGCGUGAAAAGCCACUGACUAGAUUUGAAGAUGCGCAGUGGCUUCUUAUCCAGAAAGCUGAAGAGGAAAAACUUCUUCAAGUUACUAUUAAGCUGCCAGAAGAAAAGUUGAAUAAGUUGACAAGUGACUUCAAUGAGUACUAUCUUAGUGAUGGUGUUAGUAAAUCUGCUCAACUGUGGAAUGAGCAACGGAAGUUGAUAUUGCAGGAUGCUCUUUUCAAUUUUCUUCUUCCUUCAAUGGAGAAAGAAGCAAGAUCCAUAUUAACUAGUAGAGCCAAAAACUGGUUAGUAAUGGAAUAUGGAAAGGUCUUGUGGAAUAAAGUUUCCGUGGGACCAUACCAAAGAAAGGAGAAUGACGUUAACUCAGAUGAUGAAGCUGCACCUAGGGUCAUGGCUUGCUGUUGGGGUCCAGGAAAGCCAGCUACUACUUUUGUUAUGCUAGAUUCAUCUGGGGAGGUGUUAGAUGUUCUCUACGCUGGGUCCCUCACAUUACGGUCUCAAAAUGUUAAUGACCAGCAACGUAAGAAAAAUGAUCAAGAAAGGGUUUUGAAGUUCAUGACAGACCACCAACCACAUGUUGUUGUCCUAGGAGCUGUUAAUUUGUCAUGUACCCGCUUGAAGGAUGAUAUUUAUGAGAUUAUUUUUAAGAUGGUUGAAGAAAAUCCUAGGGAUGUUGGGCAUGACAUGGAUGGCCUCAGCGUUGUGUAUGGAGAUGAAUCUUUGCCUCGUUUGUAUGAAAAUUCUCGUUUUUCAUCUGAUCAACUACCUGGGCAGUCAGGCAUUGUUAAGCGGGCUGUGGCCCUUGGGCGUUUUCUUCAAAAUCCAUUGGCAAUGGUUGCCACUCUAUGCGGACCAGGAAGAGAGAUAUUAUCUUGGAAACUCAAUCCUCUAGAAAAUUUUCUCACCCCUGAUGAGAAGUAUCGGAUAGUUGAACGGGUGAUGGUCGAUGUUACAAACCAGGUGGGCCUUGACAUAAAUUUAGCUAUUAGCCAUGAGUGGUUAUUUGCACCACUGCAAUUUGUUUCUGGGCUUGGACCUAGGAAAGCGGCAUCUCUUCAGAGAUCCUUGGUAAGAGCUGGAGCAAUAUUCACUAGAAAGGAUUUUGUGACAGCUCAUGGACUCGGUAAAAAGGUUUUUGUCAAUGCAGUUGGUUUUUUGCGUGUUCGGCGGAGUGGGUUGGCUGCUAGCAGCAGUCAAUUCAUUGAUUUGUUGGAUGAUACCAGAAUUCAUCCAGAAUCUUAUGCUCUUGCACAAGAGUUGGCUAAAGAUGUUUAUGAUGAAGAUGGCGCAAAUGAUGACGAGGAUGCACUGGAGAUGGCAAUAGAGCAUGUUAGAGACCGCCCUAGUGUUUUGAAAACUUUAGCAGUGGAGGAAUAUGCGAAAAGCAAGAACCGUGAGAAUAAAAUAGAAACAUUUUAUGAUAUAAAGAGGGAACUAAUGCAAGGCUUUCAGGAUUGGCGUAAACAAUAUGAAGAGCCAAGUCAGGAUGAAGAAUUCUAUAUGAUAUCAGGUGAAACUGAAGAUACCAUUGCUGAGGGGAGAAUUGUGCAAGCCACGGUCCGUAGAGCGCAAGCUCAAAAGGCCAUCUGUGUUUUGGAUUCUGGAUUGACUGGGAUGCUUAUGAAAGAAGAUUACACAGAUGACUGGAAGGAUAUCUCCGAGUUAUCUGACAGGCUACAUGAAGGUGACAUUCUCACUUGCAAGAUAAAAUCCAUCCAAAAGAAUAGGUAUCAGGUAUUCCUAGUCUGUCGAGAGACUGAAAUGAGAAACAAUCGAUAUCAGAACGUUAGAGACCUCGACCCCUAUUAUCAGGAAGAUCGAAGCACCCUGCAAAGUGAGCAAGAAAAAGCUCGCAAAGAAAAGGAACUGGCUAAGAAACUUUUCAAGGCAAGACCGAUUUUUCAUCCUCGUUUUCAGAAUAUAACGGCAGAUCAAGCAAUGCAGUUCUUGUCUGAUAAGGAUCCUGGUGAAAGUGUUAUCCGUCCUAGUUCACGCGGACCCUCAUUUUUAACAUUAACGCUCAAAGUUUACGAGGGAGUUUAUGCUCACAAAGACAUUGUCGAAGGUGGAAAGGAACACAAGGACAUCACCAGCUUACUCCGCAUAGGAAAGACGUUGAAAAUUGGGGAGGACACUUUUGAAGAUCUUGAUGAGGUAAUUGAUAGAUAUGUUGAUCCUUUGGUGGCUCAUUUGAAGACAAUGCUAAAUUACCGUAAGUUCAGGAGGGGCACGAAAGCAGAAGUUGAUGAACUCUUGAGAAUUGAGAAAGCAGAAUAUCCUAUGAGGAUAGUUUAUUGCUUUGGCAUAUCUCAUGAGCAUCCCGGUACUUUCAUUUUGACUUACAUACGCAGUACAAAUCCGCACCAUGAGUAUAUUGGUGUAUAUCCAAAAGGGUUCAAGUUCAGGAAAAGAAUGUUCGAGGACAUAGAUCGACUUGUAGCAUAUUUUCAGAGGCAUAUUGAUGACCCCCAACAUGAUUCAGCACCAUCAAUCAGAUCAGUUGCUGCUAUGGUCCCGAUGCGAAGCCCUGCAGCUGGGGGCUCCUCAGGUGCCUCUGUCGGCAGUGGCUGGGGUGGUUCAACAAAUGAUGGUAGCUGGAGAGGUCAGUCUUUUGACAGGGAACGCUCUUCUACACCUGGUUCAAGAACAGGCCGCAAUGAUUUCAGAAAUGGGGGUGGCGGUCGAGGUGGACACCCAAGUGGGGCGCCUAGACCAUAUGGUGGUGGGCGUGGCCGAGGUCGAGGCUCAUACAACAGCAGAGGCAAUAACGAGAGACAAGAUUCUGGUUAUGAUGCUCCCAGAUUGGAUUCAGGUAACAAGGAUGGGGAUGAUGGUUGGGGCAAUAAUUCAGGGGGUGGUGGAGGCAGCACCUGGAGUAGUGGUGGUGGAGGCGGUGGCAGUGGGUGGAGCGGUGGCGACGGCGGCGGCAAGAGUUGGAGUAGUGGGGCCGGUGCCAAUGACGGUGAUGGCUGGAGUCGUGGAACUGGUGAUGCUGGGCGAUGGAGCUCCUCAGGUGGAAGGGAUGCUCGUGCUGCCACUGGGAACUCUGGCUGGGGUUCUGACUCCAAAAGAAGUUCAACUCAGCCGGAAAGUGGCAAUGGGUGGUGAUGGUUGGUGAAGCUAACAAAUUUCCAUUGGCUUUCCAACUGCAUGGUUGUCGUGAAGGCGCAGAAGGUGCUUCCUGUUUUCGAGGCCCCAUGUAAUGCCUUAGCUUUCCUCGAAGUUUUUGUGUCAACUUUUCUGCCCUGUACGUAUUUACGCUAUUAUAUAACGUAUCAAAUUAACGAGAAAAAAAGAACUUGUUCAGAUUUCAGAUAACUGAUUGUUGCUGGUUUGUUCCUCUUCCUUUUCCCUUCAUAUGUCUUCCUACUUAAGAGUCUUGAUUUCUUGCGUAAGUACUGCCUUUGCGUAAAUACCCCAAGCAUCACGAAUUAGAUGAAAUCUGGAGGAAGUCACUUGCACUUCAUUUUUUUUUUAAUUUUUUAAUUUUCUAGUUUUUUUACAACAA